Molecule: messenger RNA, 3397 nt
Organism: Haliotis rufescens (red abalone)
Lineage: Eukaryota; Metazoa; Mollusca; Gastropoda; Lepetellida; Haliotidae
Product: circularly permutated Ras protein 1-like
Exons: 16
Coding region: 128-2635 (835 amino acids)
Biological process (GO): intracellular protein transport; endoplasmic reticulum to Golgi vesicle-mediated transport; signal transduction
Cellular component (GO): plasma membrane; COPII vesicle coat
Molecular function (GO): GTP binding; GTPase activity; GDP binding
Source: RefSeq, a predicted model, not a curated record
UAGGCUAAAUAUAACAGAUGACGUUCAAUAUAUAAACGCGACGAACAACUCGACAGAAAGAGGAUUUUGCCGAUCUGUCAAACGAGAAACACACCUGAGUUGGAAGGAAGACAUUCACAGUAAUAAGAUGGAUUUCGGUAGCAAUUUUGUAUAUGUUGGAGAUGACGAGGAAGAAGUCGUCUACUCUGACCCAUCAUCAGAUGAGGAGACCGAUAAGGAUGAGAUGGAAUGUAUGCUGGACAUCCUCGACACGGCCGGGCAGGAAGAGUACUCCGCAAUGCGAGAUCUGUACACUCGGUCAGCUCAGGGCUUCAUCAUUGUGUACGACAUCACGAACAGGGAGUCCUUCGAGGAAGCAACGGCCAUGUUUACUUUCCUGGAAACAAGUAAACAGGGAGAAAAAAUACAUGCUGUUCUUUGCGGUAACAAGUCUGAUCUGGAUGCCCAGCGAGUUGUUUCCACAGCGGAGGGUAACGAUCUGGCCACCAAGAAGAACGUGCCCUUCAAGGAGACAUCGGCCAAAACAGGGGAAAACGUCACUGAAGCCAUUGAAGCGUUACUCAGGACAAUCCCACGUCAAGGCAUUGAAUACAAGCUAGCUACCCUGGGAACAGGUGGGGUGGGCAAGUCGUCUGUCACCUUGCGUCUAGUGCAAGACACGUUUGUAGAAAACUAUGAUCCCACCAUAGAAGACUCCUACAGGAAGAUGAUCAACGUCCAAGGUCUUCCCAAGAUGGAGGCCAAAAAAAGGAAAAAGAAGUCCGCAGCAGCAGUACCAGCACAGGCAUCUGGUGGACUACAACAAAGCGCUACCUCAUACGGGGUCAAGAAGAAGGGUGGCGUCAUGUCCAGCCUGAAGAGAGUAUUUAGUGGAAGAAGAAAAGAGAAAUACAGCCCUCCAAAUUCCUCUCCCCUUCCACCUCCCCCUCCCCCUGGACCUAGGACCCCCAUCAAGACAAAGAAGAUAGAUGGCAAUGUGGUGCACAUCCCCCUGGGUACACUGGCCGAUGAUCCACAACUUGUGACCGGGGAUCCAGUUCGGUGCAGGAAGUGUGACGCCGUUCUGUGCCAGACAUCAAGCCUCAUAGACAAUGGAGCUACAAGGCAGUGGACCUGCGAGUAUUGCGGGAAAGAGAACAAAGAACUAGACGUGACCUCGGAGGAGAUACCCAGAGAGUUGAUGUUUGACUACAUGUUGAGUCCUGCAACAGAGAAAGAGGAGGCGGCGGCUGAGGUUGUCCAGAAGGUCACGCCAGGAAUAAUUGUCUACUGCAUGGACAUCAGCGGCUCAAUGGAUGCCAAGGCAGAUGUCCCAGAACUACAAGCGGCAUGGAAGCAGGCUCGGAGUGGGGAGACGCUGGAGGCUAAGUCGAGGCUGGAGUGUAUCAAGGAGGCUGUGAUGAGACAGGUGGAGCUGCUGAAACUGGAACAGCCGGAAAAACAAGUGAUGCUCGUCCUCUUUGACUCAGAAGUCGAGAUCGUAGGUGAUGGGACGGGACAACCUAAAACAGUCACUGGAGUUAACAUGAACAACUUUGAUGCACUCAUCAAGAACGGGAAAAAACUAGCAGAUAAAAAUGAGAUUAAACCUCUGCGACUUUCUCAUGAUGGUUUGAUGGGGAAGGUGGCAGACUUGCACACGCGAGGCUGUACAGCACUUGGCCCUGCACUGGCAACAUGUGCUGGAUUUGUGAGUGAAGUGCCUUCAUCAGAGAUUGUGCUGUGUACUGACGGGGCUCCAAACUCCGGCAUUGGCUCCAUGACUGGCGGUGCCCAUGACUCUGAAUUCUACACAAAGAUCGGCAACUAUGCUCGUUCGAAGAACAUCGUCAUCAACAUCAUGGCAGUGGAGGGAGAGGCUGUCGGGAUGCAGCAUGUCAGUGCAUGUGCACUGGCUUCAGGCGGCACCGUCAACGUCCUUAACCCCAUGGAGAUUGUCCGGGAGCUGCGCCUCAUCUGGCAGAACAAGAUCGUGGCUUCAUCAGUUCAUGUUACCUUCUUGCUGCAUCCAUCCCUUGUGUUUGUUGAAGAAGGUUAUCCAAAGGACUGCAGCAGGUUGGUGAAGGAGGUGGGCAACGCCCUGAAGGACACAGACCUCACAUUUAACUUCAAACUCAAAGAUCCGGACACCAUCCCAGAAAUUGAUGAAAUCCCUUUCCAGGUUCAGAUCGCCUACACUCGCAAGAACGGCAUGAAGUGUCUCCGUGUCAUGUGCAAGAGUCACAAGUUCACCAAGGACAGGAAGGUCAUGGAGGAGAACAUCAAUGUGGCAGUCGUGGGAUUGGCCACGAUGCAGAAGACGGCUGAGAUGGCAAAGAACAGAGCCCCUCGUGAGGCUAGGGCACAACUAUUGGCAACCAAGAAUAUGAUGAAGAGAGGUGCAAAGACAGUGGAACAACGUGAAGAACAAUUUGCAUUUUUUAAUGAAUGCGAAGAACUUGAAACAGACAUUUCCUCCAACUUAAAAGACUGGGAACUUGGUACAGCAAGUGAUUCAUCCCACAGAAUUGCUCACAGGUCACACCAGGCCAAUAUGGAUAGGUUCCACGGAGCAAAGAAGAAAGCUGCUGUAGUCCAGCAGCGACAAGUCAGUGACAAAAAUAAUUAUGACUCGUACUUGAAUUACAAAUGUUAAACUUCAUCAUCGUCAGCCUGCAUGACUGCAUAUUGAGACCAGGAGUGCCCCUGGAGGAAACCGACACUAUGGAAUCUUUCCUUCUGUUGAACACUCGAGCUAUAUCUCUGCCGUGUUGUCAGAAUAGGAUUCUAGACCUGUGCACUAUUCCGAUGUUGUUAUGUGAUGCUAUGUAUGUGUUAUAGAUGCAUCUGUGCAUGCUGAUUCGACAAUAUUUACUCAUUGUAAGUAACAAGACAUGCCAUGUAAUAUUUGUAUCACAAAUGUAAACAGCUAUGUACGUCUUCAUGUCUUUACCAGGUAUGUUUACUUAUAGCUGAUGGCCCUAUUAGGCAAUAUGUUGUUAUACAAGUUGCUAACGUUGAUGGGGAGGUGGGGUAGCCUAGUUGUUAAAGCGUUCACUCGUCAUGUCUAAGGCCCGGGUUCAAUUCCGCGAUGGGUACAAUGUGUGAAGCCCAUUUCUGGUGUCCCCCGCUCUGAUAUUGCUGGAAUAUUGGUAAAAGCAACGUAAAAGCCAUACUCACCCACUUCCUGCUGCUGUUGAUGGAAUUAGUGAGACUAUGUCCAGUGAUAUUAUAUUGUUUUUGUAAGAUGUGUAUUUUACAGACUAUUCCCAGUUUACUUGUGACCCGUGAAGCUCCGGGGUAGAAUAGGUCUUCAGCAACCCUUGCUUGUUGUGGCGACAAUGCUUGUCGGCGACUAUCACGAUCGGGUGGUCAGGCUAGCUGACUUGGUUGAUACAUGUAUCCCAAUUUCAUGGAU